AUGGCCCGCGGUACGUCGCCGCUGCUGCAGUCGCCCGCGCCCAGCGCGGUCGCUCCUGCGCGGGUGACGAUUGGACAUGUACAACUACGAGACGUCCUGAUAUGCCCGCACGAGAAGGGCGUCGUCACAUACCCCCAUGACGGCACCAUUAUAGAACACGACAUCUACGCAUCGAGCGCGCCGCAUCGACCCCUGGCCGAGCUGGGCUUCAUCCCGAACUCGCUCUCCUCGCUCACCCUACCCGACAGCGGAGACACGCUUCUGGCGGCCGGCGGCCAGGAGGCGGAGCUCUACCUGUCGCUAUUCUCCCCCUCUUCCCAGACGUGCGGCCAGGACGGCGCCGCCCCCAGGCCCCGGCAGGGCUUCGGCAGCAAGCUGUGGGAGUCCAAGUACACGAUCAAGCACGGCUCGAUCAACAACUCGGUCCUGCUGACGUCGCUGAGCCUGACGGGCGCGCACCAGAGCAGCGCGGAGCCGCGGGUCAUCGUGAGCAACAACGACAAGACGGUCAAGUUCUUCGACAUCGCCGUGCGCCGCGAGUGGGAGGACCGCGCGGCGUCGCGGCUCGUCGACGCGGGCCAGCUGCGGCUGGAUGUUCCGGUCAACCACUCGUCGAUCUCGCCGGACGGACGGACGCUUCUGUGUGUGGGCGACUCCUCCGAGAUAUACCUGCACCGGAUCUCGGGUGGAGCGCACAUCACGGUGUCGCCGUUGGUCACCCUGUCGCUUGCACCGUACAUGCAGUCCAUCCCCUACGGUUCCAUGUCGCACUCGUCCACAAUAUCAAUACCUGCAUCUUUCUCCAGCGCCUUUUCUGCGGACGGCUCCAAGUUUGCCGUGGCAUCACAAGAGGGCGUCGUCGCUGUUUGGGACGUCCGGAGUACGAAGCCAUUGAAGGUGAUCCAGACCGACAAGAGCAGGCCCUCGAGGAGCAGCACCAGCAAUCUCGGACCAAUGGGGUGGCUAUAUGACAAUCCGUGGGACUGGUCAAGGGCACCCGGGUGGGGCGCCCGGAGUGUCAAAUUCAGCCCGGCAAGUGUUGGGCGGGAAAUUCUGACGUUCACCGAGCAUACGUCCCUCCUGCACAUCGUCGACGCGCGUACAUUCGAGACGGAGGAGGUCAUACGAGUGCCGGACUUCGAGUCAACAUCAAGCCAGCCACUGGCGCCCCGACCGCGCUCGAUAUCACCGCGCUCACAAUCUCGCCCUUCAGCAGAGUCCCUCCCACCACCCCCACCGCGGAUUGUCCUCUUCAGCGGCGCGCUCGAGGAUACCUUCAGGAUACCCACGUCGUCCAGCAGGCGACCACGGUUAGGUCAUCACCUGCGCAGUUCAGACGACGUCAACCCCGAUGACGACGCGGACGGGCUCGUGGUCAUCCCCCCGCUUGGAGAUCGCCGGAUCGAGGAUGACGUGCGGCGGCUGCUCGGGCGACACGGCCUGCGAGCACGCCUGGACCGCGACGACCACCAUGACGGCGGCGACGGCGAGGCGCGGCCAGCGGCGGACGACGCAGGCGAGGAGAUGGACGUCGACGAGCUCGAGUCGGACUGCCUGUCGUCCCAUACGCCAUCGCGCGCAUCGUCCCCUGCGCCCCCGGCGCAACAACCCAGUGCUCGACCUUCCGAGCGCUUACGCGUAUCGCGCCCAGGCCUGCUGAUGCGCCGCGAGAGCUCAGGGCCGUACAGCACGUCGCAAAGGGGGACUGGUCUGGCACGGCGGCCGCGGCGGAGUGAGACCGGCGCUGCUGCUGCGGACGUCGACCAGGACCUGGCAGGGACGUGUUUCGACCCGUCGGGCUGCCGUGUGUACGUCGCGUCCGUGAACGGGCUCGCGGAGUGGAGCGUGCGCGGGGCGGAGCAGCGGUGGUGGAUCGACUCUGCGUGGGCGUGA
This is a messenger RNA of Postia placenta MAD-698-R-SB12, 1893 nucleotides long. RefSeq lists its product as hypothetical. The record is from RefSeq and is a predicted model, not a curated record. NCBI's taxonomy places the organism in Eukaryota, Fungi, Basidiomycota, Agaricomycetes, Polyporales, Adustoporiaceae. Bases 1 to 1893 code for a protein of 630 amino acids. The transcript has 5 exons. Gene Ontology annotation, molecular function: protein binding.